Messenger RNA from Cryphonectria parasitica EP155, 159 nucleotides. RefSeq lists its product as uncharacterized. NCBI's taxonomy places the organism in Eukaryota, Fungi, Ascomycota, Sordariomycetes, Diaporthales, Cryphonectriaceae. The record is from RefSeq and is a predicted model, not a curated record. The annotation marks the transcript as partial. The transcript has a single exon.
GCGCUCAAGAAGUAUCUUAAUGAAAAUCUCAAAAAGGGAUAUAUACAACUAUUGCAAUUACUAGCAGAAUAUCCUAUUCUAUUUGUAUUCAAGAAGAAUAGCAAGCUUAGACUAUGUAUUGAUUAUAAGCAACUUAAUAAUAUUAUGAUUAAGAACUAA